AUGGAGGGAAAAUAUCCCACACAAGUUAAAAAUCUAGAAUUACAGAUCUGAGUGAACAUUGAGGAUUCCCCUUUGUAUUACCGACCUAUUUGGUUUCUUAAAUAAAAACCCAGACAACUGUAAGAGUCUAUUUUGGAGUCAAUUUUGAAACCACAAAUCGCUAUAGGUUAGGUUACAAAUUUCACGGAACUCACCGGUACAGAAAUCUAGUUUUCCCUGUGCACCUGGGCUAUAUAUAUAAGGGUGAUGCGCUGAAUUUCUGAGAAGAAGUUUGCACAAUGGCGAAUAAUAUCAUGGGCAGAUCUGGGUCACUGAACAAUGGGUUUCUCAAACCAGAUGCUUUUGGGCAGCAUAUGAUUAGUCUGAUUUCCAAUCUGUGCUUUGCAAUGUUUGUGAUAGGAGUAAUAGUGUUCACUAUCUUGGCUGCAACAUACCAGCCAGAGGACCCAUUUCUCAAGAAUUCCGAAGCUGCCUCCGCAUUGCUCAUCACCACAUCCAAUGCCACCUUCGCCGUUGAUGAAUCAGUUGUCAAAACAGGGGAAGAUUUUGUGGCCACCCAAAAUGGGCAAACUACUCCAGUGGAGUUAAAAUCCAUUUCUAAAUCGGAAGUUGAAGCAGUGGUGGCCACAGUAGCAGAAGAUGCUCCUGUUUCUUGUGAUUCCGGUGAUGCAGAGAUAGAUUGCUCGGAAAAUGAAAUCCUGGCUGCCAUCAUGAAGUACUGCAUGGAAAACUUUCAGGAUAUCAAGUUUUACAGAUUUGGGAAGCCUGUGAGAGGAUCUAAUGCUAGCUCCUGCGAUGUGUCUUGGAGAUUCAAGCCUAAAGAGGGCCCCAAGGCCAAUGUCAUGUAUAAGGAUUACAGGAGGUUUUACUUGGCUAGGUCUCGGCCAUUUUGUAAUUAUACUGUUGUUGGUGCUGGGGAAUGGCACUCUGGGAAGAAUGUACGGCGAAAGAAGCAGAAGCAAGCUGGAUAUGAGCCCGAUAGGCUCAAGAACUUACCGGAAGCUGUGCCUGUGGUGGGGGAGACAGUGAAUGAUUCGCUGCCCCAGGUAAAAUCCGAGUCUAGCUUUAGUAAAGGUAAGUAUUUGAUGUAUUCUAGGGGUGGGGAUUAUUGUAAACCUAUGAGUCAGUAUCUGUGGAGUUUUUUGUGUGCUUUGGGGGAGGCCCAGUAUUUGAAUAGGACUUUUGUUAUGGAUUUGGAAGUUUGUCUCUCUGGGAACAAUAAUCCCGGACAUGGGGAUGAGCCGGGCAAGGAUUUUAGGUUCUAUUUUGAUUUUGAGCACUUGAAGGAGUCUGCCAGUGUGAUAGAUCAGGCCCAGUUCUGGCAGGACUGGAACCAGUGGCAAAAGCAAGAUGGGUUGACUUUGACUAUGGUGGAUGAUGUUAGGACCACCCCAGUCAUGCUGAAGGAAACAAUGGAUACCUUGAUCUGGAGAAGGUUUGGGGAGGUCGAGCCUGAUAACUACUGGUAUCGAGUCUGCGAGGGUGAGACUGAGAAUGUGAUACAGAGGCCUUGGCACCUGAUCUGGAAGUCUAGGAGGCUAAUGGAGAUUGUGUCUGCUAUUAGUACUAAAUUGAAUUGGGAUUUUGAUUCAGUUCAUAUUGUCAGGGGGGAUAAGGUCCAGAAUGUUGAUCUGUGGCCUAAUCUGGACCAUGACACUUCCUCUGAUGUGCUUUUGGAGAAGCUUAAGUAUAGAAUUGAUGAGGGCAGGGAUUUGUACAUUGCCACAAAUGAGGCAGACACUAGUUUCUUCGAUCCACUUCGUAAGAGUUACAAGCUCCAUUUUCUGAAUGAUUUUAGUGACCUAUGGGCUGAGAACAGUGAGUGGUACAAUGAGACUGUAGCUGCCAGCUGGGGGAAACCAGUGGAAUUUGAUGGAUAUAUGAGGGUAGAGGUUGACACUGAAGUAUUUUACAGAGGUAAGAGGCAGAUUGAGACAUUUGGUGAUCUCACCAAGGAUUGCAAAGAUGGAGUAGGAACCUGCUCAUCUUGAAAAAUGCUGAUGUUGUGAAGGGGUUCUAGAGCCACAGAAUCUUUCUGCUCAUUUCGGACUUUAGACAGCUUCUGGAGUUGCAAAUCCCAUCUAUAAGGAUUUUGCCUAUUCAUUUUGAAUCCAUUUAUCCUUUAAGAGAAGAAUGCCGGACAUACAAUUAUAUUUCUACUAUAGGGUAGCAAGUGAAGCACUGUAACUUAAUCUUUCUUUUAUUUAUGUUGUCAUUUCUUCAUAAGUGUUCGGGUUGGUCUCCGAAGUCACUUCCAAGUAGAAUCUUAAUUGACCUUAGUCUUUAAUCAGUUUCAACGUAAGGAGUUAAAUAAAUUUUAGCUGUUGGUCUCCUAGAUCAGCAGCUAGAUUUCUUUGCUUGCUUUGGUUCAGAGCGAGGAUACAAGAAGAGUAAUUGGAGGGCAUGCUAUAUGCUUUGUAUUUGUCAAUGAUGUGAUGCUUGGUGCUAAUUCUAAUUAAUGGAUUUGGAGUUCCCAUGUA
This is a messenger RNA of Cryptomeria japonica (Japanese cedar), 2480 nucleotides long. RefSeq lists its product as uncharacterized. The transcript has a single exon. The coding region runs from base 279 to 1991 and encodes 570 amino acids. Lineage: Eukaryota; Viridiplantae; Streptophyta; Pinopsida; Cupressales; Cupressaceae. Gene Ontology annotation, cellular component: Golgi apparatus. The record is from RefSeq and is a predicted model, not a curated record.